AUGACACUUGGGGCACCUAUAGCUGGUUGGAUUGUCGGGAAAUGCGAAAGAAGCCAGAUCCCAUUCCUCGCCGGGCUUUCUUGCGCAUUUGGGUCAACCCUUGUCUUCAUGUUUGGAUGGACUUCGUGGAUGAUCAUCGUGGCAAGAAUCUUCCAGGGUCUAUCGGCUGGCGUGGUUUACACAGCUGGCUUGACGCUGCUGGUUAACACGAUCGAGUCGCACGAACUGGGUCCUUGGAUUGGCUUUGGGCUAUCCGGUAUGAACUUCGGCGUGCUUGUCUCACCUACGCUCGGGGGAAUCGUUUAUGAGAAGGCAGGAUUCUAUCCUGUCUUCAUUAUGAGUCUUGCAGUGGUCGCCAUUAACUUGAUUUUUAUCUUGCUCAUUAUUGAUAAAAAGGCGGCCGCCAAGUAUCACGAUUAUGCUAGCGAGACGAGGCCCUCUUCAUCCAAUGGAAGCUCACCGAGGAGCGCAGUUGCAAAUGGCAAGCGGCGACUAUCGCGAGUGGAAGAUGGAGAUGCCACAGUGACAACUGCACUCCUCACUCACUGCAGAGAGUCACCCGAGCCUUUUGCUACGGAAUCUACAUGGUGGACUGUUGUUGGAGGCUUUCUCAGUAGCUCCCGCAUUCUCGCUGCACUAUAUGCUUCUCUGAUUAAUGUUGUAUUGGUGAGUGCUAUGGACGCUGUGCUGCCCAUCUUCGUCAAGGAAACAUUUCGUUGGCUAUCUGGAGCUACAGGGGCAAUAUUCCUCAACCUGACUAUUCCAUCUCUCAUCGGUCCAUUCAUUGGGAUGCUAUCUGAUAGGUACGGCGUCAGGCUGGUCUCUGCAAUUGGUUUUGUAAUUGCUGGAAUAGCAACUAUUCUCCUGGCUUUUAUUAGACACAACACUGCUUUAAAUCAUGUUAUGGCGUGUAUACUACUUCUAUUCGUUGGCAUUGGACUCAACACUUCUCUCACACCAUUAGCCACAGAGAUACCACGAAUUGUGAAGGAUCUCCAAGAGGAACGCCCUGAUAUCUAUGGACACAAAAGUGCAAUUGCCGAGGGAUAUAUGCUUCUCGAUGCGGUGUUCGGUGCUGGCACUGUCCUUGGGCCAUUGCUUUCCAGGUUUGCAUACGAUUAUGUGGGAUGGACCGGGUGCAACGUUAUGUUGGGGAUGCUGAGCUUCUCUGCUAUAGUGCCGAUAGCAUUAUAUCUCGAGCCACACCUAGGGACAUCAUAA
Molecule: messenger RNA, 1221 nt
Organism: Penicillium nucicola
Lineage: Eukaryota; Fungi; Ascomycota; Eurotiomycetes; Eurotiales; Aspergillaceae
Exons: 3
Coding region: 1-1221 (406 amino acids)
Biological process (GO): transmembrane transport
Molecular function (GO): transmembrane transporter activity
Source: RefSeq, a predicted model, not a curated record